UUCUGGCCGUUUAUUUUGACCUGCUUUCGUUGAUUUGCGCUAUGGUUGAAGGAAUCACCGCCGUUAUCACCAUCAUUAAGAAGAAGAAGAAGAAAGAAGAGCACGAUGGCGGCUGGCUAUGAGAAGUUUGCGAGACCCGAGUCACGGGCACAUGUAAAAGAACGCGCCCAGUCAAGACUACCGCUGGAUCCCGGGUACUUCGCAGCCUGCAACGCCAGUGGCGAUUGCUCUGUCGACGGCGCCAGACCCCGGUCUUGGCGCCAGUACGUCGUGUUCGUCUCGGCCGUGGCGCUGUCCACGCUGGCUCUGACGUUCGCGGUGCCUCAGUUGGUGCGUCGCCUGGCCAUGGGCUGUGCGUACCCCGACUGCCAGGACCCGGGCGCGGACAUCGCCCGCUCACUGAAGCAAGUGCACGUGGAUCCGUGCCAGGACUUCUACGGCUACGUGUGCGCUGGAUGGCUGCAGGAGAACCCGGAUGCAGAAAACCACUUCGAGAGUCUGCAGCGUCGCGUGGCCCUCGCCGCUGUCGUCAGCCUCGUCCUGGAAGAGAGCGAUGGGCCGAGUCCAGCGCAUCGAGUGGCCCGCCUCUUUCAGCGCUGCGCUCAGGGCGCCUUCAACGAGCAGGACCGCCUGGACGAACUUCGUCAGUUCAUGGCGCGCUUCGACCUGGCGUGGCCAGUGUCAAAGCCCAGAACAAAGGAGAAGGUACUCGACCUUCUGGUCGCCUUCUCCCUGGACUGGGGUCUGCCGGUACUGUUCCAGCUUACCGUGGAUGCGCAUUUUCGGCGGCCAGGCUACCGUGCCCUCCACCUAGGCUCAAGUCCGUACGUUACCGAAUGGGUCGUUGUCCGAGACAGGCUGCAGGCGCAAGGAACGCUGCUCGCAUACUUCGACAAGGCCUCCGACCUCCUCUCUGGCGCCCCCGCCGAUAGAGGCACAGUCCAAAAUAUCCUCGCGGUGGACAACCGUGUCCUCUCGGCCAUGGUGUCCUCGACGUUUGAAAUCCGCACGGACACGGAUAUGCGGUACAUUUUGCUAAGUCAGCUUGACGAUGUGACUGGACCCGAACUUAACACAAGUGAAUGGCUAGAGGCAGUAAACGCGCACUUGCCCGACCCUCUGGCACCGAGCAGCGAGAUGUUCGUGAUGAACUGGCAGCUACUCGUGCUAGUGGGCCAGCUCAUGGGCCAGGCCAGCCUGGACGUGGUACCACUGCUUGCCUACAUCACGUGGCACGUGGUUCGCGCCCUGGCGCCCAUGACGUCACAUCAACUCGUUCGGGCGCAGUUCGGCGGCAGCCGCAUGGCGUCCACCAUCUACAUGCUAGGCCGCUGCUACGCGGACGCCGACGCGGCGCUGCCGUACGCCUUCGCGCACGUAUUCGCACGCCGCUGGCUGCCACGUGACGCAGUGAGCGACGUGGCCGCCAUGGAAGAGGGCAUCCGCCGCGAGGCCAACGCCACCAUGAACUCGCUCUCCUGGAUGGACGAGACGACGAAAGCCGUCGCGUUCGAGAAACUCUCCACCCUCCGCGCCAUCGUGGGCCGGCCGAAGAACCUCGCGUCCGACCAGGCCCUACAACUGAUGUACCCGUACCUGAAUGCGAUGGGCAGCGCAGGCUCGUACCUGACUCUGAUGAACUCCGUCAGGACGGCGCAGUUACGGCACGCAAAGCGCUUUCUGAGCGCCAACGGCUCGACGGAGGGCGAUGUCAGCGUGCCGCUGACCGUGGUCAACGCCUUCUACCUACCCGUUUACCACGUCAUGGUGAUCCCGGCGGCAAUCCUGCACCCACCUUUUUACGUGGCCGGCUACCCGAAGUCCUACAACCUGGGUAGCCUGGGCCACGUGCUCGGUCACGAGAUGACGCACGCUUUCGAUCCCGACACGGGACUGUACGACCGCAACGGCCAGCGCAGGGACUGGUGGACGGCCAGGUCGCGGGUGCAGUUUCAGAACCGGCGGGACUGCCUGCGACAGAUGUACAACACCAUGUCGUGGGCCGAAGGAAUCGCGCACGGAGACUACGCGCUCACCGAGAACUUCGCCGACUCGGGUGGUCUGCUCAAGGCGUACCGAGCGUACCGAGCGGUGAGAGCCGGCUCGCGACCAGCGGCUCCUGCGAGUCUGGCGGGCUUCACGGACGAGCAGCUGUUCUUUCUGAGCAGCUGCUUCAAGUGGUGCUCCAGGGAGGACAAGCAGGGCGCCGGAUCGUACUCGCCGCCGAGGCUGCGCUGUAAUGUCCCGCUUAUGAACAUGCGCGAGUUUGGGGAGGCGUUCGACUGCGCCUCGGGAACGACUAUGAGUCCCUCGACUCGCUGCGACUUUAUGUGAAGAGCGCCUGUAGUGCAUGCCUGUGUCAGCUGCAAAAAAACUUAUGAUGUCUGAAUGAAAUACUAUGAUAGAGCCACGGUUACGCCAUAUAUUUAGGACGCUAAAGUGAUUGUUUACGAUCAAUGAACCUUAAACCAGACGUGAGUAAACAACACUGAAAGCAAUUCUUGAUUGUUUCCUUUGGCGAGCAUUACAAGGUUUCCGUUCAUUACGGUAAAAUGUUGCUUAGUGGACAGCUCUUGUGCCUGUUUCGCAGCCUUGUAAUCGUACCUGCGGAGAUACUUAUGCUCAAUGUCCAUGGUAAGCCAUUGCCAUAUAGGCGCAGGCUUUGAUGUAUGAUCUUCGCAAAAAAAAAAGAUAUUUUCUUCUCUACGGUGCACAGGUUUUCAGCGUCUGCCAAAACAUUGCCCAUAUUAGAGCUGAGUGCUACACAUGCACUUUAGAGAAGUUAAGCGGUCUGCUACAAUGGCAUUAUUCAAAUAUUUCUGCUCAUGCAAGCGAGGUGUCCGAGUGAAACUGCUGACGUUUAUCGAAGUACCCAAGCGCUAUUGAACACAUUCGAUAAGAAUUUCACCCUUGUGCGUAGUCAUUGAGCAUUCAUUCUGCAGCUUGGCUGUGGUCAGAGUGCGAGCUGAAAACGGUCAACCAAAUUUGCACCAAUAUACCUUAUUCCACACGUGGCCAAUAAAGUUCGUAAGCUUGAAAUAGGUAGCCAGCGACGCUUUACGCAUAUUCUUAACCAUCAUGCACUAUUCCGCGGACGACCGAGACAGAUAGAUUAUCACGUGGUAUGACGAGAAUAAGCGGCGGCGUUAGAUACGUCAGCGCGUGCGGCACUUGACUUCACACCAUCCUGUUCCUGGAUGUGGUACGACCUCGUCCUGUUGCUUCGUUACACUUCGAAGACUACGGAAGAAAGAGCUGAAAAUCAGCGUCGCCGUCUCGCGCGUCGAAUACACCCCGGAAGGCAUCUGUACUGCGGAGGCGGACAGCACUGCUGACCGGCUCAAUACGCGCGUGACUCCUCCAGAUAUGGCGCGAUGGGGUCAUGUGUGUUGUAUGACGCUACCGCGUAUACCUAAAGCACAUAGACCUCUUAAUGGAAUUGCGCAUGAUAUCGAAUGGCUUCUUCGACGUUCUUGUGUUUGAGCGGCAGCCCAUUUCUCAAUCAGCGCGGUUUCUUGCCGCCGGAUGUUCCGGAUUUUAGAAUGCAGAAGUUUGACUGACCAUUUAGUAGCAUUGAGGGCGUCGCUGUUCUACGCAGUCAGGCCAUACGUCAUGAAUAAAACUUGUUCACACAUUGUUUAGCUUAUAAGUGGAGCGCGAAGACCCCUUAAUGGAACCGGGCAUGGUAUUGAACGGCGUCUUUUCUUUAGGUUACUUGGUGUGCGUACAUCAUUUUCGGGCCCAUAUAAGGCAGGCUCAUGCUGCAGGUUAUGUAGCGGGUAAAGCGGGUAAAUAGCGGGUAAGCUCUGAAUAGCGGGUAAAGAAAGGCAGAGAGAAGCGUUUCAUAAAAAUAAGAUCCAAAAUCCGAGGUGCUCCGGCGACGCGGGAGGGCAACGCGUUCACGCAGCACCAAACAAUUUUCUUCGUGUAAGAUGGCUCAGAAAUACGCAGAAAGUUUGCCUAGUAUCCUGAAAGAACUCAACCUGCCAGAACGUUGACAUAUUCAGGAUAAGCAGGUAUUGAAUAACUGAAUAAAAGAAAUAAAUAUAUGGGAGCAUUUUGGUGCGUGGCUUCCUGCCAAAUCUUCAAGGCUGUCAGUGAAUUAGGCUUCAUUCUUUUGCAAAAAAAUAUUUAAUCAGGUCCUCGAAAGCCUUGUACUGCUGCUUCUGAGAAGUAAUGAAUACCGAGGAAAUUCGUGUUCCGUGUUGACGUACAUUAAGGCAAUAAACAGGAGACGAGAAAUAAACAUUGCCGAAAAUCGCCGAAGCUUUCAAUAUUCACAAUUCCGUUGGCACAUGCGUUGCCACGCCGUCUGUGAUAGUGAUUGACUGCUUGGCCGCAGGACUUUGUGCGAUGCCACAUAACCGCGUUUCUGUCAGUAAACCUCAGUAGUUAGUCUGCGCCCGUGUCGUCUUUACUGCGCUAUUCAUCGUCAGUAAGCUUCUCAGUGUACUGAAAGAGCUUUACGUCACUCCCAGUAUACAUUUCGCCAAAAUAGAGUGAUUGUUAAGCGUAAGGCAUGACGAAACUUCUCUUGCUUCAAAUGGUAUCUCCAAAAUAUUACUGCAUACUACUCGCUUUUCUCCAUAUUCAUCGCUCAUACGAGACGUCCGCAGUGUCGUCGGUGAACUAAGUUACCUACCAUGUAGUUCGAGCAAAGACGGAGCGG
Messenger RNA from Dermacentor albipictus, 4669 nucleotides. Its product is annotated as endothelin-converting enzyme 2-like. Gene Ontology annotation, cellular component: plasma membrane. The record is from RefSeq and is a predicted model, not a curated record. Lineage: Eukaryota; Metazoa; Arthropoda; Arachnida; Ixodida; Ixodidae. Gene Ontology annotation, molecular function: metalloendopeptidase activity. Gene Ontology annotation, biological process: protein processing.